CCUAUAUUAAGAUAUAGCCCAUCAACUUUUGUAAAUGUUUUAGCCAUUACCAACAACACAGCAACUACUGGCACCGAAUUUACAUCUAAUACUAAUAAAACUAUUGCUGCUGUUAUUGCUGCAUGA
Messenger RNA from Entrophospora candida, 126 nucleotides. The record is from the annotation of a GenBank genome assembly. Lineage: Eukaryota; Fungi; Glomeromycota; Glomeromycetes; Entrophosporales; Entrophosporaceae.